AUGUAGUUGAGCAAUUCCGAUUUCCCGGGAUGUCUGAGAAAGUUACCCUGUCGGACGCGUUGUCCAAUGUGGACGUAUUGGAUGAACUCUCGAUCCCGGAUCAACAGCCAUGCAUCGAAGCUCAGACUAUCAACAUUGAUUACCAAGCCAAUUUCGACACCAACUUCGAAGACCGAAAUGCAUUUGUCACCGGCAUGGCGAAAUACAUCGAAGAAGCUACAGUACAUGCGAAUUUGAAUGAUCUCCUAGUUGCCGGAAAUACCCAUGCGGUUAUGUUGUAUACUUGGCGUUGCUGUUCCCGCGCGAUACCUCAGCCGAAGUCGAAUGAACAACCAAAUAGAGUGGAAAUAUACGAAAAAACCGUGGAGGUUUUGGGCCCCGAAGUCGAAAAGUUGUUAGCAUUUAUGUACUUCCAGAAAACGGCGAGUGAAAUGUUCUGCGGAGAGGUUCGUCGGUUAUGUCAUCAAGAGAAAAGGAAAGAUUUUGUAUCUGAAGCGUACUUGUUGACCCUGGGAAAAUUCAUCAACAUGUUCGCCGUAUUAGACGAAUUGAAAAAUAUGAAGUCCUCUGUAAAAAACGACUAUUCAACUUACCGACGCGCUGCCCAGUUUCUGAAAGUCAUGUCAGAUUCCCAGAAAUUACAAGAAAGUCAAAACCUUUCCAUGUUCUUGGCAACUCAGAACAAGAUCAGAGAUGACUUGAAAAGGAAUCUCGAAAGUAUCCCUGGUUGUGACGAGCUAUUGGGGGACGUAGUCAACAUUUGCCUUCAGAUGUUCGAGAACAAAAUGUUCCUCAGUCCCGGUGAGAAACACAUGCUCGUGAAGGUCAUGGGAUUCGGAUUAUAUCUCAUCGAUGGUGAACAGUGUAACAUCAACCGUUUGGACCAAAAGAAGAAAAUUCGCCUGGAAAAGAUUGAUCGCAUUUUCAAGGUGACCACUACUUUCAAAGAAACACCAAGAACUGAUAUGGAAAACAAGGACUUGGUUGAUCUUGCACUGAGAGGAUUGCAACUUCUGAGUCAAUGGACUUCAGUGGUUACAGAAUUAUGCUCGUGGAAAUUACUUCAUCCGACAGAUCCUCAUCAGAAUAAGGAGUGUCCAGCUGAAGCUGAAGAAUACGAACGAGCGACGCGCUAUAACUACUCGUCAGAAGAAAAAUCUGGGCUAAUCGAGGUUAUUGCCAUGAUCAAAGGUCUGCAAGUGUUAAUGGCCCGCAUGGAGUCCGUUUUCUCAGAUGCUAUUCGUCGGCAUCUUUAUGCCGAGACGCAGGAUUUCGUUCAGCUUGCUCUUCGUGAUCCUCUGCGCAAAGCCAUAAAAAAUAAGAAGGAUAUGAUUCGGGUGAUCAUAAUGUCAGUUCGAGAAACUUGUGCAGAUUGGAUGAGAGGAACGGAACCCGCCGAUGACCCUGCUUUGAAGGGGAAGAAAGAUCCCGAGAAUGGGUUUGAACUCAAAGUACCGAGGCGAAAUGUUGGUCCCUCCUCAACCCAGUUGUACAUGGUGAGAACGAUGUUGGAGUCCCUUAUCGCCGAUAAAAGUGGUGGGAAACGAACUCUGAGAAAAGAUAUCGAUGAGCGUGCGCUUGCUGCGAUCGAUCAAUUCCACAAGGGUUCCUUUUUCUGGAGCUAUUUGCUCAAUUUUACAGACUCUUUGCAGCAGUGCUGUGAUUUAAGCCAGCUUUGGUACCGUGAAUUUUAUUUGGAAAUGACCAUGGGACGACGAAUUCAGUUCCCUAUUGAUAUGAGUAUGCCGUGGAUUUUGACCGACCACAUUCUUCGAACUCGGGAUCCGUCUAUGACUGAGUGCGUUCUUUAUCCACUAGACUUGUACAACGAUGCUGCUCAUUAUUCUCUGACGAAAUUCAGAAAGCAAUUUUUGUACGACGAAAUAGAGGCUGAAGUCAAUCUAUGUUUUGAUCAGUUCGUGCACAAGCUGAGCGAGCAUAUUUUCGGAUAUUACAAGAGCCUUGCUGGAAACAUUUUGUUGGAUCGGAGGUUCAGGCAAGAAUGUAUGGCUCUCGGAACAACGCUGCCUUGGCCACCAGCAGCGCGAUAUGAGUCACUGAUGAGACAAAGACAUGUUCAGCUUUUGGGACGAUCAAUCGAUCUGAGUCGCCUUAUCGGUCAAAGAAUCAAUGCUGAUAUGUACAAGAGCCUCGACUUGGCUCUGGCGCGCUUUGAAGCCGCUGACAUUACCAGCAUUGUUGAAUUGGAGCAUUUGAUCAAUGUGAACCGAUUGGCGCAUCAGCUAAUGCAGGAACAUCUUGGAUCACUCGACCCCUUCGACAACAUGUUUCGAGAGGCAAAUCACAAUGUUUUGGCUCCUUACGGAAGAAUUACAUUGCACGUAUUUUGGGAACUGAACUUCGAUUUCCUUCCUACUUAUUGCUAUAACGCCGCAACCAACAGAUUUGUUAAAGGUCGCGAAUUACAGUUCGGACAAAAUGUUCAGAGGGACAAGCCACCGCAAAUGAUGCCUGCUUACGUAUGGGGCUCGAAAGCGUUGAAUACUUCUUAUCAUGCGAUUAUGAGUCAAUUCAAUGGAUUUGUGGGGCCGCCGCAUUUCAAAUCGAUUGUUCGCCUGUUGGGCUACCAAGGGAUCGCUGUCGUAAUGGAAGAGUUGCUGAAGAUCGUGAAAACCUUGAUUCAAGGCAACAUUUUGCAGUUUGCCCGAACGCUUAUGAAUGCAAUGCCGAAACAGUGCAAACUUCCAAGAUAUGACUACGGAUCCAUCGGGGUUCUGGGUUAUUACCGAGCACAACUGACCGACAUCGUUCAGUAUCCUGACGCCAAAACGGAACUCUUCCAUAAUUUUCGCGAGAUGGGCAACACGAUUUUAUUUUGUUUGAUGGCCGAGCAAGCGAUGUCUCAGGAAGAGACUUGCGACUUGCUUCAUGCAGCUCCUUUCCAGAACAUUAUUCCUCGGCCGCAUAUCAAAGAGGGUGAGCGGCAGGAAGUUAAGCAAAAGAAAUUGGAGGCCAAAUAUGCAGCUUUGCAGAUCGUACCGAACAUUGAGAAAUUGGGAAGUUCAGAGCAAUCGUUCAUCGCGAAAGAAGGUGAUUUGUUGACACGUGAACGACUCUGCUGUGGACUUUCGAUAUUUGAUAUGAUUUUGACGAGAAUUCGCGGUUUCUUGGACGACCCUAUUUGGAAGGGUCCCGCGCCGCAAAACGGAGUCAUGCAUGUUGACGAGUGUCUGGAAUUUCAUCGUCUGUGGUCUGCGCUUCAGUUCGUUUACUGCAUUCCAGUGGGACAGAAUGAAUUCACAGUGGAGCAAAUGUUUGGCGAAGGUCUUCAUUGGGCUGGCUGCACGAUGAUUGUUCUGUUGGAUCAGACGAGGAAGUUUGAGGCUCUCGACUACUGCUAUCACAUUCUGAGAGUCCAGAAAGUUGAUAAUAAGGAUGGUGUCCAUAAGGGAAUCAGUUUGCAAAAAAUGGUGGAGCGGAUACGGAGAUUCCAAGUUCUCAAUGGGCAAAUCUUCGCUGUGCUAAACAAAUAUUUGAAAGCUUCGAGUAGCGAAGUGGAGAGCAGUUCGGUUGAACACGUACGAUGCUUCCAGCCGCCAGUGCAUCCCAACAAUGCCCAAGCCCGGUCGGGCAUCCGAUAAAACCACAGCAUUUUUUAGGGACUUCAAAGUAGUUCCAUUCGUCACUUUUUUUGGUCCAGUAUUCCGGAUUGAAGAGCUUUUUAUCUGAUAUAACCGAAGAGACAGUCGUCGAACAUCGUUGAUUUUUGUAACUCGCGAAUUCUUUGGAGCUUCCAUUACUAUAUUGAAACUUGGGAGCACAUCAACUAACGCAAUGGUUGAGAAGUCUCGAGGCUUGUUUAUUUUAUUAGAUCUCCAUCGUCCGUACUGUUGUAUACCGAUUUUUUUUGUAUUGUGUUCAUUCGAUCGGAGGACACUCGUGCACGAAGUGGGAUUGCAUUCAACGAAUGGUCAGGAUGUGACCAAAGUGGCGUUCCGAUUUUCCUCGUAUCGCAUACGAAUUCCCUGUCUAUAUUCGAUUUUUGUGGAUGGAAAUGUGGAUUUUCUUGAAUUAUCGUGAUUUAUGAGAAACUCUUGGAAAGAAAAUUAUGCUUUUUGCGUCCCUGAAGUCCUACUGAUUAAUAUUAGGUAUGAUUUAUGAGCCGUACACAUUUUUCUGGAUUGAAAAUGUUUCCGUUAUUUCUGUGCUGUAGCUGCCUUGAUAUAACCGCUAUUUUCGUUUGAUAAAAAUAACAUGAACGUUUUCUUCACAUAUUAUUCAACAUUGCUUCUUGGUCCAGUUUUCUGACGUCAAGAAAACAGAACGUGAUUUGAACUAAACUUCGAUGAUCGCCAAUA
Messenger RNA from Notodromas monacha, 4319 nucleotides. The record is from the annotation of a GenBank genome assembly. NCBI's taxonomy places the organism in Eukaryota, Metazoa, Arthropoda, Ostracoda, Podocopida, Cyprididae.